This is a messenger RNA of Sitophilus oryzae (rice weevil), 710 nucleotides long. Its product is annotated as erythroid differentiation-related factor 1-like. The record is from RefSeq and is a predicted model, not a curated record. The transcript is spliced from 3 exons. Gene Ontology annotation, biological process: positive regulation of DNA-templated transcription. Bases 61 to 702 code for a protein of 213 amino acids. NCBI's taxonomy places the organism in Eukaryota, Metazoa, Arthropoda, Insecta, Coleoptera, Curculionidae.
UCCUGACUCACAUCCAUUUGAGUUUAAUAGGAUGUUGUGUGGACUUUUGAGGAUAUUGAGAUGCUUUUGGGGACUGAUAUGCCUAUUUUUGGUGGAGGCACGCAUCCUUGUAUAUCUUUAAGACUGAGAGACAUGAGUAAACCAAUUUCUGUGCUCACGGGAAUCGAUUAUUGGUUAGAUAACUUGAUGUCUAACGUUCCUGAGGUUGUGAUGUGCUACCAUAUCAAUGGUAUUGUACAAAAAUAUGAAUUAAUUAAAACUGAAGAUUUACCAAGGUUGGAUAAUUCAAAGUUUUCUCCAAAAUUCAUCAGAGAUGUUGCUCAGAGUAUAUUGUCUUUUUUAAAAUCGAAUGCUACAAAGGCUGGGCAUACUUAUUGGCUUCUUAAGGGCAAAGAUGAGGAGGUGGUUAAAUUGUAUGAUCUAACUUCAUUAUGCUCAGAAGAAGAUGUACAAAAAGGCCAAAAUCCUUUUACCAUUCCUGUAGCUAUGCUUCUUUAUAGAGUGGGUAGAAAUAUGAAAAAUUUACCUGAUAGGAGACCACAACCAGGAAUGAUCAGAAUGCUUCUAAAAAACGUCAUCAAGCUUUUGCCAGAAGAAAAAUAUCCAGAAACAAUAACCUCGUCGCAUUAUAUGCUCUCAGCGGCGCGCAACAAAGCAUCGAUGUCUCACUCAUAUUCUAUAAAUUCUUCAAUAAGUAAUUGAUAAUUUAC